AUGGACUCCCCACCUCCAGUCCCACGAAAGGACACUCCGCCGACCGCACGCAAGAUGGACAUGGACUAUGCCCCUGCCAGCGGCUCGAAGCGCAAGCGGCCUGACCAGGACGACACCAUCUACGAGCUCCGCGACGGCAAGCUCGAGCCCGCCGGCCUGGACUCCCACACACCCAAACGAAGUCGGCAGAGCAGCACAGAAGCAUCAGACACGCCCGGUAAUGAACGCAGCCUUCGCCGAAAAAAGAAGGUCGGCAAUCUAUCCAAGGUGAAUCUCCGCCAUGCUGCAGAAGAGCAGAGGCUCAGCCAACAGGUGCGAGAGUCCAAGUUUCAGGAGGGUAGCUUGACCGACAGGCCGAGCGCGAAACCUCCAAGUGCUUUCACCCGUAUGAUCCGCACCGAUAGUGGGAACAUCAAGCAAGUCGACGAGCUCAUGGAGGGAUACAACGACAGCGAGGUGCAGCCGAGAGAUGUUGUGGUGGGUCAUAUACCACAAGGCACUGCAGCCGAUGCUCUGCGUGCAUUGCAACCUCAUGCGGACGAUGCAGUAAGACAGGAGUCCGGUGGCUUCUUCAAAUUCGGCCGUUCGCUGGCCUCCAACUUCCGUCCCGUCGCACUGUGGAAUAAGAUGUGGAACGAGACCAGGGAGGAUCUGAUCAGGCAGAACAUGGAAGAGGUUGAGCGUAAACGCAAGCAGAAGGAAGAGGCAGAGGCAACAUACGCGCAGAUGAAGGCAUCUGGACAGCUCGGCCUGAAGUCUGUCAGCAAUCUUGGUUCUCGAUUCUCGGAAAGCUCAACGAUGCGUGACUCUGCCAUUGUCAUCGACAGUGCUCGUACCUCCAUCGACCACAACCGAGGCCCGUCCCACGGUUCCAGUCUCCUUGCGCCGCUGAAGGAAGAAGCAUUUGCAAGUAACGAAGCACCAGAGACCGCGACCAAGACGAAAGGCACCUUUCGAUCACGAUUCACAUUUCGCAAGCCCUCCGUCUCCAAUCUCAAGGAAGGACUCAAGCGCGUCAAGUCUGACUUUAAUCUUGCUGCGGCUGCUGGGAACCGUGAGUCGUCUUCGUCUGUAUCUCCUAGCAAGGCCGACUUCGAUGGGUCGACCCUGAAACACUCUACUUCCAAAUUCGACCUGAAGAAGCAGCAGAAGCUGUCGAAGCGUGUCAGUGAUCUGGAGUCUAAGUUGUCGCUGGCCAGACGAGAGCUUGAUGACGCGUUGAUCGAAGCCACUCCCAAUCCGAAGCUGAACAACAAGUACGAGCGUUUCACUCCUCAGAGCACACUGAAGCGUCCUCGAUUUAUUCCAGGCAAGCUGCCUAGUCUACCGAGUGAGCGUAUACUGAUGGCAGAGAACUAUGGCUUCGGUGACGACGAGGCGUCACCUCGCUUGCCGACUGAGCCGAGUAUGAAGCUUGGUAUGAGUGAGCCCAUGGAUCUCUAUGGUGACGAGACGGUCAAAGUGACGCGCAUGAGGCAGUAUCCCACUCGUGCAGAUGCACUCUUCAACUUGACGAAUGAGAAGAUCAAUAACAUCACGAUCGCUGACAAGAGUACGACUCUCGAAAGCGAAAAAGACACCAUGGAUCUUGACGGCCCUACCAACCAAGCAAGCACGGCGGCCACGCAGACUGAUGGUACUGCGGACUAUGCCGCGCUCGAUGCCAAGCUCAAGGCACUCGACAGUCAGCAAAAGACCACACGCAAGAUCAAGUCCAAGAAACGCAAGUCCGGCGCCGAUGAAGACAGCAAGGAAUGGAAGCCGAGCAAGGAGACUGACGAGAGCGCCGAGUGGGAAGGCACCCCACGCAAGAAGCGCAAGUCCACUGGCGGCGACAACAGUAGCCCGCAGUCCAAGCGUGGUCGCGGACAGCAGAUCUCGCCAAAGACCAAGAAGGGUACCAACGGAAUCGCCAAGCCCGCCUCGGAACAGGCCAAGCAGAAUGCCGCAGAAGUCAUGGAGGAGGAAGAACAGUACAGCGAAGCCGAAUCCGCCAACCUCGAAGUCGGCGAGGACGACGACCUCAUCCUACCCAAUCGCAACAGCCUCGACUCACAAGGCCAACCACUCGACCCCGUCUACGAAGAAGAAGAAGAAACCUCCCUCAUCGCUCUCAACGGCGACCCCAAGAAACCGACUGCCACCGCCACCCCGGCACGCUUCGCCCGCGUCAAUGGUCUUUCGCGCUCCGGGAGCCCACAUAAGCGCAAUGAAACCUAUUACCGUGGUCCGGAGGAGACGAUGAUCACGCGUGCUGCUGAGGCUGCGUGGGAACAUCGUGCUGCUAAUCACCUUGCUGCAGCUAAUGGGAACGUGAACGGGAACGAUGAUGGUGCUUUGCUCACCCCUGGCAUGAGCAGUUUGUCUAGUAUGGAGGAAGCGGUUGAGGUCGAUCCAGCUAAAUUCAAGGUCACGAAGACGACGGUUCGGGUCAAUGUUGAUAAGAAGAAGGAGGACUUUCAGUGGCCGGAGGAUGUCUUUUAG
Messenger RNA from Recurvomyces mirabilis, 2484 nucleotides. RefSeq lists its product as uncharacterized. Lineage: Eukaryota; Fungi; Ascomycota; Dothideomycetes; Mycosphaerellales; Teratosphaeriaceae. The transcript has a single exon. Bases 1 to 2484 code for a protein of 827 amino acids. The record is from RefSeq and is a predicted model, not a curated record.